This is a messenger RNA of Rotaria sp. Silwood2, 411 nucleotides long. The record is from the annotation of a GenBank genome assembly. Lineage: Eukaryota; Metazoa; Rotifera; Eurotatoria; Philodinida; Philodinidae.
AUGUACAAAAAUACUACUCAUUCAAGGAAGAUAAAUUAUCAUCGAACACUUUAUGUUAUUUGGAUUGGUCAAAAUGAUUAUUACUUUAAUUUAGCUUUAGCUUUUGCUCCAUCAAUCGUUGUUCAAAGUAUAAUCAAUGGAAUAAAUGAUUUAAUUAAAAUAGGUGCUAAACAUAUUCUUAUUAUUAAUCUACUGCCAUUUGAAGCAUAUUCAGCUUUAGCUGUUUUUUAUGUACCUGAUCUAUUAAAGAAACUUACACUUGAUCAUAAUAAUAAUUUAUUAAAUUCAGUUCGACUACUUCAAGCAAAACAUUCGAAAAUAUCAUUUGAAAUCUUUGAUCUUUAUUCACUUAUUUCAAAUAUUCUUAUGAAUAUCAAAGCAUAUGGAAUAAGUAGUAUGAAUAAAUGUUAG